UGUCACGGCUGAAUCAUGGUCCACAGUAAGGUAAACAGAUCUGUGAUGACAUUUUCUGAGCAGAAUACAAAUGCAGCUCAUUUCCUCACAGAGGUUCCUGACAUUUCUUCUACACGGAUAACAGAUUCUCCCAAGAAGGUGUUGGUCACAAGGAAGAAAGAUCUUUGUUUAAUCCCUCUGAAAAGGCCCUGCCAUCUUUCACCUGGACUGUUGUCACCUUCCUUGCUUCACAGGAGCAGUGCAGAAAUGGCUUCAGACAUCCCAGGAUCGGUGACGUUGCCCGUUGCCCCCAUGGCGGCCACUGGCCAGGUGAGGAUGGCUGGGGCCAUGCCCGCCCGUGGAGGAAAGCGCCGUUCUGGGAUGGACUUUGACGAUGAAGAUGGUGAAGGGCCCAGCAAAUUUUCAAGAGAGAACCACAGCGAGAUCGAGAGGCGGCGGCGGAACAAGAUGACGCAGUACAUCACGGAGCUGUCGGACAUGGUGCCCACGUGCAGCGCGCUGGCCCGCAAGCCGGACAAGCUCACCAUCCUGCGCAUGGCCGUCUCCCACAUGAAGUCCAUGAGGGGCACAGGGAACAAAUCCACCGACGGCGCCUACAAGCCUUCCUUCCUGACGGAGCAGGAACUGAAGCACCUCAUCCUUGAAGCAGCCGAUGGAUUUCUGUUUGUUGUGGCGGCAGAGACAGGACGAGUGAUUUACGUGUCUGACUCCGUCACCCCUGUUCUGAACCAGCCCCAGUCAGAGUGGUUUGGGAGCACCCUGUAUGAACAAGUGCAUCCUGACGACGUGGAGAAGCUGAGAGAGCAGCUGUGCACCUCAGAGAAUUCGAUGACAGGCCGGAUCCUGGACCUGAAGACGGGGACGGUGAAGAAGGAGGGUCAGCAGUCUUCCAUGAGGAUGUGCAUGGGCUCGAGGAGGUCCUUCAUCUGCAGGAUGAGGUGUGGAAAUGCUCCUUUGGAUCACCUCCCUCUCAACCGAAUCACCACCAUGAGGAAAAGGUUCAGGAAUGGUCUUGGUCCCGUGAAAGAAGGGGAGGCCCAGUAUGCUGUGGUGCACUGCACGGGGUACAUCAAGGCCUGGCCCCCAGCAGGAAUGACCAUCCCUGAGGAGGAUGCGGAUGUGGGGCAAGGCAGUAAGUACUGCCUUGUGGCAAUCGGAAGACUCCAGGUGACCAGCUCUCCUGUGUGCAUGGACAUGAGCGGGAUGUCAGUGCCCACAGAGUUCUUAUCUCGGCACAACUCAGAUGGGAUCAUCACAUUCGUGGACCCGAGAUGCAUCAGCGUGAUCGGCUACCAACCGCAGGAUCUUCUAGGAAAGGAUAUUUUGGAAUUCUGCCAUUCUGAGGACCAGAGCCACCUGCGAGAGAGCUUCCAGCAGGUGGUGAAACUGAAGGGCCAGGUGCUGUCCGUCAUGUACCGGCUCCGCACCAAGAGCCGGGAGUGGAUGCUGAUCCGCACCAGCAGCUUCACCUUCCAGAAUCCCUAUUCUGACGAGAUUGAGUACGUCAUCUGCACAAACACCAAUGUCAAGCAGCUCCAGCAGCAGCAGGCGGAGUUGGAAGUGCAUCAGAGAGAUGGGUUGUCGUCGUAUGACUUAUCACAGGUUCCUGUCCCCAACCUGCCGGCCAGUGUUCAUGAAGCCGGGAAGUCUGUGGAAAAGGCAGAUGCCAUCUUCUCCCAGGAAAGGGACCCCCGCUUCGCUGAGAUGUUUGCAGGGAUCAGCGCAUCGGAGAAGAAGAUGAUGAGCUCAGCGUCUGCAGCAGGGACGCAGCAGAUCUACUCCCAGGGAAGCCCAUUCCCCCCGGGACAUUCCGGGAAGGCCUUCAGCUCUUCAGUGGUCCACGUGCCUGGUGUGAAUGAUAUCCAGUCCUCCUCGUCCACGGGCCAGAACAUGUCCCAGAUCUCCCGGCAGCUCAACCAGAGUCAAGUGGCAUGGACGGGGAGCCGGCCACCCUUUCCUGGACAGCAAAUCCCCUCCCAGUCCGGCAAGACGCAGUCCUCUCCCUUUGGGAUUGGAACGAGCCACAGCUACCCAGCAGAUCCCUCUUCCUACAGCCCUCUCUCCAGCCCAGCUACCUCCUCACCCAGCGGGAAUGCCUACUCCAGUCUUGCCAACAGGACUCCAGGGUUCGCUGAAAGUGGACAAAGUAGCGGGCAGUUCCAAGGGCGGCCGUCGGAAGUCUGGUCGCAGUGGCAAAGCCAGCAUCACGGUCAGCAGAGCGGUGAGCAGCACCCCCACCAGCAGCCCGGUCAGACCGAAGUGUUCCAGGACAUGCUGCCCAUGCCCGGAGACCCGACCCAAGGGACCGGCAACUAUAACAUCGAGGACUUCGCGGACCUCGGCAUGUUCCCGCCGUUCUCUGAGUAGCGGCAGGCAGAGUGCAGCCGGCGCUGGGCAGGGCUGUGACGCGUGCUGUGACGGCGCCACCCGCCCCGCUGGCAGAAGGCACCGCACCCCCGCGCUGCCCCCGGCGCAGCAUCGUGCAGCCCACAACCAGGGCUGCUCGGCCACCAACGAGGAGCCCUGGUAGACAUUGGGGGGGCCGUUGUAUUUAUUGUACUUUUUUCUGUGUACGCAGGGAGGUGAGCCCGUGGGGCCCAUGAGGUCUGGUUGUGAAUAAUCUCCUAGUAGACGACGUUCACCUAUAAAAAGUCCAGUUACGGUCCCGAGUGCCCAGACCUGCCUGGGACACGGGAAUCGGGUUUCUUCUUGCCUUUGACGCUGCGGACGGGUAGGGCUCGGGUGCUGGGAAGGGGGGCGAACAGGACGUGCUCCUCCCAGCAGAGGAGCACGGGGACCCAGAGGUGGACCUCGGCUCUCCUGGCCCCAGCUCAGCCACAUCUGUGUGUCUGUACGUCGUGCUGUGGGACAUGUGUACUCUGUGCAGUGUGACGUGAAUCCCUGUCCUGACGGGUGUGCUGUGCCCCGUGUGUGUCCUGUGGCCAGAGUGAGUGUCCAGAAUGCAGGGUGCGUGGUGGGUGAGAGCCCACACGUGCAGCCCCCGCCCCCCGCCCCCAGCUCAGCAACACCCCCACUGGUGGGAGCCUGGCCCAGGGUCCGAGCGCCGGGCUGGCGCUUCACAGAGUCUCCAGAAGUCGUGGCUGGGAGCCUGCUUGCUUUGAGGGGUCAGCUCUUCAGUCCAGGCGCCUGUCUGAGACAAAGGGGCCCGCUCCUCUUCCAGGAGGCCCCCAAGGGGGCGCUCGCCCCUCCUGGUUAUGUGUAGGUGUCUCCCACCUUGCUCCCAAGUCAGCACCUGCCGAAGGCACGCCUUGAGGUCACAGAGCCCAGGCCCGUCUGUAGAGGAGAGAACGGGAAGGCAGGACUGUGUCAUGCGGGCCUGCCCCCCAAAGAGCCAGCCUUGGCAGCCACAUGACACCCAGUGACUCUGGAGACGGUUCAGGUGCAGACCCACGCGUGGAGAUGGGAAGGCAGAAACACCUUCCGCCAGGCCGCCCGCGCCUUCUUUCUGCAGCCAGCUGGGGAACAGUGGCAUCUAGCAGGGGACCGUGCAGGUCCGUGAGGCUUCCCGUUCUGAUUCUGGCAUGCAUUCACCAUGGCCUUGAAUUCCUCAGGUGGUCUCAGGACAGGAGGAAGAGCCAGCUUCUAGAAGCUCCUAUCUGGCUAACUCAGCCCCUGGUCCCUAGUUUCUUGUUUCCCUGUAUCCACUGACCACUCCCUCCCCAUGCCCUAUACACUGAGGCAGGCGGUCUGUGUGGCCUCCCCAUCCGUGGGCCCCGUGACUCCCAUGUGGCAAGGAAGCUAUGCACGCUGCCAGACAAGUGGAGGGGCCCUCCCCAGGAAAGCCUUGCACCCCUCCCGGGGUCCCUCAGGCAGACCUCCUUGGGCAGCCAGCUCAGAAACAACCCAUGUCCCCACCCCUGGGACUUCAGAGGGCUGGGCAGAGAGGGCUCCCAGCUGCCUGGGUGCAGAGUGAGCUAGGCAUGCAGGAAGGAGCCAGGGGUGUUUGCAUGGACCUCUGCAAGCUCUGCAGCAAACACCGCCCCAUCUGCUGUCCAGAGGGGACCCAGAUGCCCGGCUGGGCUCGUAGAGCUCCACCUGCAAAAGCCCAGAGGUAUUUGGUAGGAUCCCUGUGGCCAGUAGCUGGCAUGAUGUGAUGCCAGUCCUAGACUCUAAGUUCACACUGACGUCACAGUUUCUAGAGCGGCUUCUAAUCCUUUGUGUAUAGCGGUGAUUGAGUGCAGGGUUCGGGUGCACUGAGGUCGUCUUACCCUUGGGAGCCUCUUCGCUGCAGGGACCUGGCGAACUCCAUGCGCCCAGACAGUGCCUGAGCCAGCGCCCCCUCCCCCUUCUGCAGCCUGAGCCUACCCCAAGCAGGAGCACCAUUAUUUCCAGGAAAGGCACACAAAUAAGGUUUCGGAUCAAAGAAUAAUUUCUCUGAAAAAUGAGAACAGAUUUUUUUGUGACCUUUCCACCUGUGAGUAUGGAGGUUUUGGGGAUUUCAUGUGUGUUUUUUCCUUCUGUUUCCUGGAGGGCAGUGGGGGAUUUCCUUAGAUGUGCCUGCCCAUCGGGUUGACCCUGGGACACAAGGCUGUGCCAGGACACGGGGGAUGUGGAAGAGGUAGAGGAGCCUCGCCCCGGCAGCCUUCCAGCCACGUCUGUGUGUCACGCAGGGGCAGGGGUGCAGACAUCUCCAGGCUGGGUCCUGGAAGCUGAGGGCCAUAGGGCAAGACGGGGAACGGGCAAUAUCGUGACGCAGGUAGACCGGUCAGCAUGAGCUCUCUCCUCCAUUCCCAUCCCGCUUCCUGAUUAUGGUUCUUGGAAGCUGUCAUAUGGCCAGUAAGAAAACAGACAGGGCUGGAAGGGUGUCUUACCCAAGAGAUGACGCUCUGCCAAGGAUGCUUGAGAAAGACCCGAAUAAGAAUGAGAGCCGCAGAGGGGUUUUCCCAGUUUGGAGUAGGGCAUCCCGUGCCAGGCCGGCUCAGCCUGCUGUCGACAUGUCCUCAGACUCCGGCCCACAUUCCUCUCCUGCUGGAGAUGCUGGGGUUCAACCAGGACUCACCCCCUCACUCACAGCCCCCAUCCUCAACGCAACCUUCACCGGCUUCCUUAGGCUGGGCAAGUGGCUUCCACAAACAGGCUGGGCCAUGGCAGCCUGAGCCCUGGGGGAGGAUGCAAAGCAGCCACAUUGAAACUCCAGCAAGACUUGGUUCGUGACUAUGGCUAAGGAGAUUCUAGAACACUCUAUGUGUCACUCCCACUAGUUCUGUGUUUAGCUGAGGUUUCAAAAAGGGAUGGAGCCAUCACAGCUGUGUUCUCCUCUGCUUUCCAAAAUAUUAAAUCCAACCCCUUUGCUGUUUCGUGAACACCUUGCAGAGAGAGGAGGGGCAGGGGGUUCAGGGAGCCUGGACCACUCAGCCAGUGAAGAUCCCGUGUCUCCCCCAGAUUAGCCACAUGUGAUGGUGACCUCUCAUCUACUUCUGCCUGCCUGAGCCAAGAGACGGGACAGGUCCCGGGGAAACGAGUGGUGGUCUCAUCCUUCUACGUCAGCGUUUGGGAGCAGCGGAGCUCUGCUGGGACAGUGACCCCCCACUCGCCUGGGCCACCUGCUCCCUGUCGGUUAUGACCUGUCACAUAGACCAAGCCUCCUCCAAACUCUAAUGGGUAAUGAGUCAGGGCAGGAAUGGUCUUUGUUGUACCAGAACCUAUGAGUUUGGUCAUUACUUGCCAGGGGUCCAUUUUCUCCUCCCUCUGCCAAAUCCUCAUCUUGUGUCCUAAGGGGCUACAAGCCACCUGGCUGUCCACCUUUCCCUUGACUGCCCAGGGCUGGGACAGCUUGGAGAUGGAGGUUCAUUCAUAGAUGUGCCUGGGUCUUGUGGCCAACGCUGGUUGGGGCACCGACCAGGAAGGGGACAGGCUAUUCCGGACGGGGCGACUGGCUCCCCGGGACAGCCUCGUGUUCCUUUGGAGAUGACGGGCUUCCGUGGACCAUGUAAGCACUUAAUCAUUUCUCUUGUAGCCUCUCUUCUUAUGGCUGUGAGCUGUGCUGUGGAUAAAUCAUCAUUUGUAUUUCUUGAAUGUUCUCUAUGACUAACGGUUAUUGAGUUGGUUGUGUAUAUGUGUAACUAAUGUAACUGCCUUUUAAAAUUACAUUACAAUAAAAAUGACUUUGCUCUGAACAGUGAA
Molecule: messenger RNA, 6144 nt
Organism: Canis lupus familiaris (dog)
Lineage: Eukaryota; Metazoa; Chordata; Mammalia; Carnivora; Canidae
Gene: ARNT2
Product: aryl hydrocarbon receptor nuclear translocator 2
Exons: 20
Coding region: 16-2367 (783 amino acids)
Biological process (GO): regulation of transcription by RNA polymerase II
Cellular component (GO): aryl hydrocarbon receptor complex; nucleus; cytoplasm
Molecular function (GO): RNA polymerase II cis-regulatory region sequence-specific DNA binding; protein dimerization activity; DNA-binding transcription factor activity, RNA polymerase II-specific
Source: RefSeq, a predicted model, not a curated record